AUGGCACUCAGCAACGCCACUGCUAUCAACGCAACGAUGCGAGCUGUUGUGUGGCAAGGCAAUGCCUACAAUGUUAGCGUUGUCGAUCUGCCUAUGCCAACCAUCAUCAAUCAAACAGAUGCUAUUGUUCAGAUGUCCAGGGCAGCUAUUUGUGGAUCGGACUUGCACAUCUAUCGUGGGACGAACGUGGGUGAGCCAGCUCCAUUCGGCCUUGGUCAUGAGGGAGUUGGCUAUGUAUCCGAGGUCGGGUCUGGCGUUGGCUCGCUCAAAGUCGGUGACCCGGUGAUUGUUCCUUUCACUGUUGAUGAAGGUCACCUGCACUCCGACCUCACUUCGCACAUGUAUGCUGGGUACGGCAACGGAGGGGAUCUAGGUGGAACUCAAGCUGAGUACCUGCGCGUCCCCUUCGCGGACAACGGCCUUAUCCCAGUUCCGUAUUUAGAGUAUACGAACUCAACUACAAACGAAUCUGUUUCUCUGGCAAAUGACUACCUUAUGAUGUCCGAUAUCUUUGCCACAGGCUGGACUUCCCUCGAUUUUGCCGGGUUUGAAGCAGGUGACACUGUUGCCAUUUUUGGAGCAGGCCCGGUUGGCUUGAUGGCUGCAUACUCAGCUACCCUUCGAGGUGCCUCGACUGUAUAUAGCGUGGACUACGUCUCUGAUCGGCUCCAGCUAGCUGAAUCGAUUGGAGUCAUUCCCGUCAAUUUCCUCGAUUCCGAUCCGGUGACGCAGAUCUUGGCACUCGAGCCCAAUGGUGUUGCUCGAAGUAUUGACGCAGUUGGAUACGAGCAAGUGAACAGAAACCUCACGGUCCAGUCGGAUGUCAUUAUUCGCAAUAUGUUGGCCGUUACUUCCUCAGGUGGUGGUAUGGGCACUGUUGGAGUCUAUAAUCCAGAGUCCCAUAAUACAGCGACAGCGCCGCGUGCUUCUUCCGUCAACACGCACUUCAAUUUCUCCCUUACGGAUUUCUUCUUUGGAGAAUUCCAGUGGGGAGCUGGACCUUCGAAGCCGAUUGAUCUCGCGCCGGAACUCUUGCAUCUCGUUGCUUCAGGCAAGGCUAGACCAGGUUUUAUUGUCAGCGAUGUCAUUAAUAUUGAGGACGCACCGGACGCCUAUGCCAGGUUCGAGAGACAUGACUCCAUAAAGGUCGUUAUCGACUUUGGUCUGUAA
Penicillium waksmanii is the source of this 1170-nucleotide messenger RNA. RefSeq names its product glutathione-independent formaldehyde dehydrogenase. The transcript is spliced from 2 exons. Gene Ontology annotation, molecular function: oxidoreductase activity; zinc ion binding. The record is from RefSeq and is a predicted model, not a curated record. Lineage: Eukaryota; Fungi; Ascomycota; Eurotiomycetes; Eurotiales; Aspergillaceae. The coding region runs from base 1 to 1170 and encodes 389 amino acids.